CUCAUCUACAAGAAUGAAGCUCCUGGGCCCGCGCGGAGCUGCGGCGGGGCUCCGUGCUUUUGGCAGCGGUGGAGAGGUUGACCGCUUACCAAAGGGCCCGGGCACUUCGGAACAUGCCGCGCCGGUGGUGGCGCGCGCCGCUGCGGGUAGCGUAAGCGAGGCUCUCACGCUGCAGGCAUUGCAAGCGAGAUUCUCGCAGGCCAUGCCUGCCAGGUUAGAUUCGACACGGCCGCGACGGGCCAGAUCUAAACUAAAGGCAUUAGACGGCGAACCACCUGCGCAAGAGAGACGCCGCCGCGUCCUUCACCGUGGAACCGGCGCCGCCCGCAUUGGCGAUCAUGCGGAG
Amoebophrya sp. A120 is the source of this 346-nucleotide messenger RNA. The record is from the annotation of a GenBank genome assembly. NCBI's taxonomy places the organism in Eukaryota, Dinophyceae, Syndiniales, Amoebophryaceae.